AUGCAGGCCAAGAAGCGGUACCUGCUUGUGUCUGUGGGGGCCGGUCUUCUCUUCCUCGUCUACCAGUGGGGUCUGCAAAUCGGGGAGUUCCAGCAGCAGCCGUACCAGUACCGCCAGUUACCCCAGGACCCGCAGUACCACCAGUAUCAGCAGGAGUACUUCCAGCAGAGCCAGGACGUGUACCAGCCCCAGAGGAGUCCGUCCCGACCCCCCAGGCACUGGCCGGAGUCGACGGAGCUGCUGGGACCGUACCUGGAAGGGGGAGAGCAGGAGGAGGACAGUCCUCAGCUCCACCACCAGCACACCUCCCCCCGGGAGCGACGGGCCAUCCGAGACAACAUCUACAAGAACAAGCGCUGCCGCAUGGAGACCUGCUUCGACUUCGCCCGCUGCCAGUCGGGCUUCAGGGUCUACGUCUACCCUCCGCAGAGAGGAGACGAGAUCUCCGAGACCUACCAGAAGAUCCUGGCGUCCGUGGAAGAGUCCCGCUUCCACACCAAGGACCCCUCGCGGGCCUGUCUCUUCAUUCUGGCCGUGGACACGCUGGACAGGGACCAGCUCUCUGCCCAGUUCGUGCAGAACGUCAGGUCCCGGAUCCAGAGCUUGCCCACGUGGAACGAUGGCAGGAACCACCUCAUCUUCAACCUCUACUCUGGCACCUGGCCGGACUACUCAGAGGAUCUGGGUUUCGAGGUGGGCCAGGCCAUGUUGGCCAAGGCCAGCGCUGACGUGGUCAACUUCCGGCCAAACUUUGAUAUCUCCAUCCCUCUGUUCUCCAAGGAUCACCCUCUGAAAGGAGGGGGCAUAGGUUAUCUGACUCUCAGCGAAGCGCCGCCCUCCAGGAAGUACCUGCUGGUUUUCAAGGGGAAGCGGUACCUCACUGGCAUCGGGUCUGAGACCAGGAACGCUCUGUAUCACAUCCACAACGCGGAAGAUAUUAUCCUGCUGACCACGUGCAAACACGGCAAAGACUGGGAGAAGCACAAGGACUCUCGCUGUGACCGAGAUAAUGAAGAAUACUCAAAGUUCGACUACCAGGAGCUGCUCCAUAACUCCAGCUUCUGCCUGGUGCCUCGGGGCCGGCGCCUGGGAUCCUUUCGCUUCCUGGAGGCUCUGCAGGCGGCCUGCAUCCCGGUGAUCCUGAGUAACGGCUGGGAGCUGCCCUUCUCUGAAGUGAUCGACUGGAGGAAAGCCGCUGUACUGGGAGAUGAGAGGCUCCUCCUACAGGUUCCCUCCAUCACUCGGUCCGUGGGCCGUGACAGGAUCCUGGCUCUCCGUCAGCAGACCCAGUUCCUCUGGGACGCCUACUUCUCCUCUGUGGCUAAAAUCGUCUCAACUACUCUGGAGAUCAUCCAGGACCGCGUGGUCUCCCACGUGUCUAGAAACCAGUUGCUGUGGAAUUCCCUCCCCGGUGGUCUCUAUGCACUGCCCCAGUACUCAACAGACCCUGCCCAGUUCCCUUUUUACUAUGCCAUCCUGGGUAAGAGCCCGCAGCAGCAGUUCACAGCUGUGAUCCACUCUGUGACUCCUCUGCAGUCCCAGAUCUCCCCUGUGGUGAAGCUCAUCAUCGCUGUAGCCAAGUCCAAGUUCUGUGCACAGAUUGUGCUUCUGUGGAACUGUGACAAGCCUUUACCUCCUCGGAACAAGUGGCCCUCCACCAGCGUGCCUCUCACUGUCAUAGAAGGGCAGACCAAGACGAUGAGCAGUCGAUUCUUCCCUCACGACGUCAUCAUCACGGAUGCUGUCCUCAGCCUGGACGAGGACUCGGUCCUCUCAACCAAUGAGGUGGAUUUUGCCUUUAUCGUGUGGCAAAGUUUCCCGGAGCGAAUCGUGGGUUAUCCGGCGAGGAGCCACUACUGGGACGGCUCCAGGUCCCGCUGGGGCUACACCUCCAAGUGGACCAACGACUACUCCAUGGUGCUCACAGGAGCGGCUUUCUUCCACCGAUAUUACCAGUACCUGUUCACCCACCACGUCCCGGCCGGCCUGCUGACCAUGGUGGACCGCAUGGCGAACUGCGAGGACAUCCUGAUGAACUUCCUGGUGUCGGCCGUCACCAAGCAGCCGCCAAUCAAAGUCACGCAGAAGAAGCAGUACAAGGAAACCAUGAUGUCACAGGGCUCCAAGGCGUCUCGCUGGGCCGACCCCGACCACUUCGCCCAGCGGCAGACCUGCAUGAACGCCUUCAGCCAGUGGCUGGGCUUCAUGCCCCUGGUGCACUCCCAGAUGAGGCUGGACCCCGUGCUGUUCAGGGACCAGGUUUCCAUCCUGAGGAAGAAAUACAGAGACAUCGAGAGGCUGUGAGCGCACGAGGACACAAAUCACUGACGGACACUUGUGUGUGUUCUCAUGUCGCAUCUGAACAAACUCACACGUGCACUGGACAUAAAUAUGAAGAAGCACAGACGCAAGCAGAACCCAUCUAACUGUGCGUUUCUAAGUGGAGAAAAUAUAAGGUGGACGUGUGGUGUCAGCCACCUGUGAACAAUACACAUAAUUCUGACUGCAUGGAUACACAUGCAGCAAAGACCUUGAAGGCAGUCGUGACCACAGACGAGUACGUGUUGCAUGGUUUGAAAAAGACAGGACCUGAAAAUAUCAUGUCAUGUUUUAAUAUUUUUUAAAAGAGAUGUUUAUUGUGGAUAUUCACCAGAACAGAUGAGGGUUCAAUAGAGAGAGACGUUAUAGGUUUUAUUCAUGAAGUCAAAAGAAGCACUGUUUGGGUUGUGUGUGUACAUUGAGGACAUUUUACGGACUAAAGGGACAAACUGUUGCUUCAAAAAAAAAACACCCGGAGACAACGUCCCGCUUGUAUUCUACUGUAGAUUCUCAGCAGA
Messenger RNA from Platichthys flesus (European flounder), 2837 nucleotides. Its product is annotated as exostosin-1. The transcript is spliced from 12 exons. The record is from RefSeq and is a predicted model, not a curated record. Bases 1 to 2304 code for a protein of 767 amino acids. Gene Ontology annotation, molecular function: glycosyltransferase activity. Gene Ontology annotation, cellular component: membrane. Lineage: Eukaryota; Metazoa; Chordata; Actinopteri; Pleuronectiformes; Pleuronectidae.